AUCCCUGAGUUAUCAGUCAAAACAAGUGGACAAUUAAGGAACUACGUAUAUGACGUGUCUUUCAAAUAUCGUUGUUUGUGUUUAGCUUAUUGGCAGAAUAGUUGUUGCUAUUUUAAAAUGCCACUAUUAAAUCGCCGAGACACUGUGCAACUCUUAUUAUUGCUGUUGGUUGUACCUUUCCAGUUCUGGUUGUCCCAUGAAUUCCAACAACCCCGUCCAGUACUGAAAUCAGUCAUGGAAUUCAUGGAUGGCUGCCAAAAUUUUCUUAGACUACAUACUCGAAGUUGUUGGGAAAAUGUCAUCACAUUAGCUGAAUAUGUAACAGGGUUAUCUAGGCAAGGAGACAAACUAGCUGAUGAAUCUCCAGCAAAAGAAGUCUUGGAAUUUAGAAGUCUUCAGAACAACAUGUUUGCUAGUUCAACUGUACCUCGUUAUGUAAGGUCUUCAAACAUACACUUUCGAAUAGGGGAUGUUGUUAUGCACAAAUAUAAACAGUUGAGGGGAGUCAUUGUUGGAUGGGAUUACAAAGCCCAAGCUCCCCCUGAAUAUUUAAAAGAGCUUUAUAAAACCAAAGAUGCAGAUCAGCCAAACUAUUUAAUUGCCAUUGAUACCAGAGAUCGCCUUAACCCACAAUUCACCUAUACACCAGAUGAGAAUCUAGAACUACUAACGAAUGUCCAUGUAAUUCAUCCUAAUCUAGAUGAAUAUUUUGAAUUCUAUGAUGGCAGUAGGUACAUCCCAAGGCCUUGGCUUCAAGCAAUUUAUCCGAAAGAUUAAUAUUUUACUACUUGUUAACUUGUAAAAUUCAUCAAAUUCAAAUCUUUCUGCUGUUUUGACAAACUGUGAUUUCCCUUUUGACAUAAAAUUGAAAAUGUGUUUAGCGUAAAAGGAUUUCCAUAACGGAUUAUUUACGUAAUAAGUGUCCUUUAAGAUGAAAGAAUGUUGUGCGCUCUGUAUGCAUCAACAAAGUUAAAGUUUGUUUUAUAUAUUGGCAAGUACAUGAGUAGAGAGUAAAACGCGCCAAGUAUGAUCUUCUUGACAACCUCGUCAACAGAAAAAGCUAGAUAUUCCGUAUAGUAGUUGUAAGAUAGGUAUCCAGUGUUAUACUUUGGUUGUUAAUAAAAU
Molecule: messenger RNA, 1125 nt
Organism: Daphnia carinata
Lineage: Eukaryota; Metazoa; Arthropoda; Branchiopoda; Diplostraca; Daphniidae
Exons: 3
Coding region: 118-777 (219 amino acids)
Molecular function (GO): DNA binding
Source: RefSeq, a predicted model, not a curated record